Xiphophorus hellerii (green swordtail) is the source of this 7139-nucleotide messenger RNA. RefSeq names its product nucleoporin 210 (gene nup210). Bases 463 to 6108 code for a protein of 1881 amino acids. The record is from RefSeq and is a predicted model, not a curated record. Lineage: Eukaryota; Metazoa; Chordata; Actinopteri; Cyprinodontiformes; Poeciliidae. The transcript has 40 exons. Gene Ontology annotation, cellular component: nuclear pore.
UCCCGGCAUGCUCACUGGAAGUCCAAUUAUUGCUAAUGGCGGGUAUUGUACAAAACACGAAGAUUUUACGCUAUUGUUUGUUAUCCGGUUGUGUUAUUCUGCUGUAGCGAUUUUCAAAUUAUAGUCGCUUGUUUUCUGACUUAUUUUCGAGUAUAAAGACAACGACGGAACCAAAAAACAGCGCCAGAGGAGUUUGCCACUGUUAUCUUUAUCAUCAUCAUGUGUGGUAACUAAAGUGUCAAAGUGAAACAGGACAGGAAGACGGCGUGCAUUUGAGUUGAGCAUUAGCUAACCUGCUGGCUAUGCUAACUCACAGAAACGUCUGUUAUACUGCUCCGAUAUCAACCCUAACUUUUAAAAUAUUAAACUUGAUGAGACAAAGAAAGUUAAGCUCGUAAAUAGACUCUAUAUCCCAUUCAUUCGACCCUUCCCUUGGCUCAUAAUAAAUCUCCGGAGUCGGAAAUGAGUCUGGUAAAAUUUUUAGUGUUAUUUUUUAUAACCGUCACACGGGUCUACGGUUCGUCGAAAUUAAAUAUUCCCAAAGUUUUGCUACCACUUGCGAGAAGCACGAAAAUUAACUUCACACUGGAAACGACUGAAGGCUGCUACAGAUGGUCUUCCACUAGACCUGAGGUUGCAAGCAUCCAGCCUGUGGAAGAGGAUGCUGACAGAGGCUGCUCUCAGAAGGCUGUCCUGCAGGCUCUGUCCACCCAGCCCACCAGACUGACCAGCAUCAUUUUUGCUGAAGAUGUUGUCUCUGGACAGGUGCUCCGCUGCGACGCCAUCGUUGACAUCAUCAGUGAGAUCCAGAUCGUCUCUACCACCAGAGAGCUGCAUCUUGAAGACUCUCCACUGGCACUCAGAAUUCAUGCACUGGAUUCAGAAGGAAAUACCUUCUCUACCCUUGCCGGUUUGGUGUUUGACUGGACCUUAGUGAAAGAUGUAGAUGUGAAUGGAUUCACAGACUCCUACAAUUCAUUACGGGUGCUUAAAUUCUCAGAGUCCACAUACACUCCUCCUGGAUACAUAUCUGAAAUGGAGCGAGUGGGCAAACAAGGCGACAUCAUUCUGGUGUCGGGUCUGAAAACAGGACAUGCUAAGCUAAAGGCCAAAAUACAAGAGUCUCUGUAUAAGGAUGUGGGUGCUGCUGAAGUGAGACUGCUGAUUUUAGAGAACAUCCUGCUGAGCCCUGCACACGAUGUCUACUUAAUGGCAGGAACUUCCAUCAGAUACAGAGUCCUCAAGAUAAGACAAGGCACUAUCACAGAGCUCACAAUGCCUUGUGAUCAGUAUGAACUACACCUUAGAAACAGUGUGGUUGAUCCCAAUGGAGACCCAGGAGUCAGUGUGGCCUCUCUUGAUCGGAGUACCUCCAAAGUUACAGGAGUUCAAAUGGGACACAUCAAUGUGGUGUUGGAUCACAAGAGCCUUCGAAUGCAAGGAGUGUCUCGCCUCCCCAACAGCACGCUCUACGUUGUUGAGCCAGCCUACCUCGGUUUUAAAAUUCAUCCAGGAGAAAGCUGGGUUCUUGAAACAGGCAGAGUGUACAACAUUCUUAUUGAAGUGUUUGAUAAGUCUGGGAACAAAAUCUACCUCUCUGACAAUGUCCGUAUAAGCACUGUUUUUCCUAAAGAGUAUUUUGAGGUCCUGGAGUCCUCUGUGAAUGGAUCAUAUCAUCAUGUCAGACCUCUCAAAGAUGGUCUUACUCUUAUUGAUGCUACCCUAACAGCUGUUGAAGAUGAAAAUGGAAAAGUCCAUGCACUCGUCAACCCGGUGCACAAUGAACAGGAUGUGGAAAUUUAUAACCCUAUAGUCCUCACUCCCAGUAUUCUCACAUUUCCAUGGCAACCAAAAGUUGGAGCAUAUCAGUACACAAUAAAGGCAACUGGUGGAAGUGGAAAUUUCAGCUGGACUUCAUCAAAUACAGAUGUGGCCACAGUGACUGUGAAAGGAGCGAUGACCACAGUCAGUGACAUUGGUGUCACUGUAAUUUAUGCUCAUGAUCUACGUAACCCACAUCACUUCGGACAGAUGAAGGUAUAUGUUGUUGAGCCUGUUGCCAUGGACUUUGCUCCAUGUCCAGUAGAAGCCCGCCUGGGCCAAGAUCUGGAACUGCCCCUUCGGAUCUUUGGGUUGCUGGAGGAGUUGGAGAUGGAGCGAGUCAUGUUGAGUGACUGCUCCCACUUUGAUCUACUGGUCGAGGAGGAGAACCAAGGAGUGUUUGAACUGUUAGAAGGGAGGCUGGCUCCUAGCCAGAAGCACUGCAGUGGAGUGCAAGCCAAGGCCCUGACUCCUGGCUACACGGUGCUUACUGUCAGCUACACUCAUGGCAAUGUGCAUCUCAGUGCCAAGAUCACUAUUGCUGCCUACCUCCCUCUUAGAGCGAUUGACCCUGUGUCGGUGGCUGUAGUCACACUUGGAUCUUCCAAAGACAUGUUGUUUGAGGGAGGACCACGUCCUUGGGUUUUAGAGCCCUCAAAGUUUUUCUGUUUUUCACGAGCGGAGGAUGAGAGCAGCGUGAGCCUCAAUCUGAUUAGUCCUUCCUGUCAGAACUAUAAUCGUCACUGGCUUAGAGCAACCUGCAGGGUGCUGGGAGAACAGGUGUUAGAGAUCACGGUGGGGAACAAGGCCACUGUGACCAAUCCAUUUCCAGCUGUGGAGCCGGCAGUGGUCAAGUUUGUUUGUGCACUUCCAUCACGGCUCACACUGGUUCCAGUUUAUACCAGUCCACAGCUGGACUUAGCCUGCCCUCUGAUGCAGCAGAAUAAACAAGUGGUGCCUGUUUCAAAUUAUCGGAACCCGGUGUUGGACUUGGCAGCUUUUGAUCAGCAAGGAAGGAAAUUCGACAACUUUAGCUCUUUAGACAUUUUGUGGGAGUCAUCAAAGGGGUCCCUGGCUAGUAUUGAGCCCACUAUGCCCAUGGACCUUCAACUGUUUGAAGACAGCAAAAAACAGAUGAAACUACAUGGACGUCAGACAGUUCUUGUCCAUCAACAGACAGGAAUUGCUGCCAUUACUGUGACAGCUGUUGGAUACCAGGUUCCACAUCUACAAGCUGCCAAAGUUCCCAGACCUUAUGAACCUUUGACACCUGUCUCUGCCACACUGGAGCUUCUGUUGGUUGAAGAUGUGAAGGUUUUUCCUGAGAGAGUGACUAUUUAUAACCACCCAGAUGUGCGGUUGGAUCUGACUAUGCAAGAAGGUUCAGGGCACUUUUUUAUGAACACCAGCGUGAAGGGGAUUGUGGAUGUCGUGCUCCAAGAGGCGCUAGGCGAAGCUCGGGUUUCUCCAGUCCGUACAGGGACAGUUUCUGUAAUGGUUCACGAUCUUUGUCUGGCUUUCCCAGCACCUGCCAAAUCAAUAGUUCAUGUUUCUGACAUCCUGGAGGUUAAUGUCAGAGUAGUUGACAAGGUGCAGAUUGGCAAAUUUGUUAAAGCUUAUGUCAGAGUGUUGGAUGAUAACAGGAAGCCCUUCUCAGCCAGCUAUUUCCAAUCCAUGAAAUUGAAACUCAAGGCAGCGUCUGUAAUAGUUUCUCUGACUCCUUUAGCAGAGCUGACAGAAAGUGACACGGCAGUGUUCCGGGUGAAAGGACUCUCCAUCGGUCAGACCACCCUGUCAGCUGUUGUUGUGGAUAAAAACGGGAGAAAAAUAGCCUCAGCACCACAGCAAAUUGAGGUGUUUCCACCUUUCAAGCUUAUUCCCAGGAAAAUGACUCUGUUAAUUGGGGCAAUGAUGCAGAUCACAUCUGAGGGUGGUCCUCAACCCCAAUCCAACAUCCUGUUUUCCAUUUCUGAUGAGGAAAUAGCUUCUGUUAAUGCUGUGGGCCACGUUAGGGGAGUCUCUGUUGGGAAUGUUACAGUGACAGGAUUGGUCCAAGCUGUUGAUGCUGAGACUGGGAAGCUUGUGGUCAUAUCUCAGGAUCAAGUAGAGGUUGAAGUUGUUAUUCUGUCGGCCAUUCGAAUCAGAGCACCAGUUACAAGAAUAAAGACUGGAGCACAGAUGCCAGUAUAUGUGAUGGGGCUGACCAAUAGCCAGACGCCCUUCUCCUUUGGCAGUGUUGUACCUAGUCUCACUUUUUCUUGGUCUACCACUAAGAGAGACAUUCUGGAUGUCCACUCCAGGCACAUUGAGGCUAAUGUUGAACUUCAGCCAGAGCAUAAUUUUGGCAUGACAGUGACAGGGAGAACAAGAGGCCGGACCGGGCUGAAGGUGGUUCUCAGAGUUUCUGACCCAAAUGCUCAGCAGCUAGAGGGAAAUGUUCUGGAGCUCAAAGAUGAGAUCCAGAUCCAGGUCUAUGACAAGCUGCACGUGCUUCAUCCUCAAGUAGAAGCUGAGGAGAUCCUGAUGGCUCCAAACUCUGCCCUCAAGCUUCAGACUAACAGGGAUGGUGUGGGUGUGCUCUCCUACCGGAUGCUGGAUUGCCCUGACCAGCUUGUUGUUGCUCAAGUUGACAAUAAGGGCCUCCUCUCAUCUGGUUCUCUCACUGGGAUGUGUUCUCUGCUGGUCACCUCACAGGAGAUUUUCGGUGUCAAUCAAACUCUCAUCCUCACUGUGAAGGUGGUUCCUGUGUCCUACGUCCGCUUCAGUGCCAGUCCGGUGCUGAACACGCUCGCUAGAGAGGGCCUGGGCGCCUUUCCUCUGGGAAUCCUGCUCACCUUCACUGUCCACUUUCAUGCUAGCACUGGAGAGGCCAUGCACAGCUCAAACUCCCAGCUUACAUUUUCUACAAACAGGGAUGAUCUGGUCCAGCUGGGAGUCGGCCCCACUAACCACUCAGUGACAGUGAGAACAGUCAAUGUAGGUCUCACACUUCUGGCACUGUGGGAUAAUGAAAACAUGGGCGUGGCGGACUACGUUCCACUUCCUGUUGAUCAUGCUAUUCAUAUGGAUGAAGCCAAUAAGCUGGUUGUGGGUGAUGUGGUCUGCUUCCAAGCCAAGUUAACAAACCCAGAUGGAGCUCCUGGCACAUGGAGUUCCUCUGCAGACGGUAUUCUCCAGGUGGACCCUAAAAGCGGGGCAGCUGUAGCCAGAGACUCUGGCGUAGUGACUGUGUUCUACGAGAUAUCUGGUAUUUUGAAAACCUACAGAGAGGUAAUUGUGGAAGCGCCUACUACAACAACCGCUAUGACUCAACCUUCACCCGUCCGGUCUGGAAAGGAGACAAAAGUUCUGCUUACUACCAGAGAGAGAGGAACCAACCUCAUCGGAACCUGUUUGCCUACCCAGAUAGCAGCUAUUGCAAAACUUGAGCCAGAAAAAUCUGUCAGCUGCCUUCUCAGCUUCACCAGCGACACUAUCGACUUCUCUCCCAACGAUGUGUUCAAAACACACACGCGCUUUGACUCCAGUAUUGGUCUGUACACAUGCACAAUGACCCUGCAGCCCACGACUAAUCAACAGACCCGUUUACUUAGCGUGUCCAUGACCAACCUGCUGGUGAAGGCUGGCCUAGUCGGCAGCAUUUUCACCGGAGAGCAGGUCAGCACCCAGCUGCCCAUCGAGCCGGGGCUUUACUCAGACCAGACUGAGCUGCUGCUCUCCAACCUGCACCCGUCUGCUGAGUUCACAGUUUACGGCCCCCCCGCUGUUCUGUCCACCAUCGAGGUGACGUCCACUUCUCCCAGUCUUGUCGUCUACGAGAAGGAGGUCCAGCAAGGAUUCCCCAGUUAUACGAAGUACAUUGUUAACGCUGUGGACCCGCAUUCAGCAGUUUCAGCUUCUGUCGACAUAAGCAGUGCUUCUUCUGGACAGAGUUUGGUCAUCCCUGUCAGUUUUAUUCAUGUUAAUGAUCCCAACGCUGCCAAGCAAGCGGCUCCUCCUAGUUUCAUAGAGGAUAACAACUCCUUCCACAGCUUCAUAAACUGCUACCAGAUGAUGUUCUGCACCUUGUUCGCCCUGCUGGCGGGCACAGCUAUCAUCAUCAUUGUCCUGCACUCUUUGUUGUCUCCAAAGGAACAGUCGUAUCACCCGGCUUUCAUCCAGCGAACACCGCCACCCCUCACUGGUCUCGACUCGCCCGCAGCAAAUUCUUUCAACCGCAUGAUGCCGAGAGUUAGUCCAAACAGCACGUACAGAUCGCAGCUCUAUUCUCCAGAUUACAAGUCCUGAUUGGGCGCCGUAUUUACGUCCUCUUCGACACGACACCUCGGGUCAUUAAUAUAUGAAAAAUGUGCCUCUAACCCUCAGCAGGAAAGCUGUGGGAAGAUCUGCCUUCAAAUGUUGGUACAGAAACUUAAAAAAAAGAAUAUAUCAUUUAAAAUUAAUGCAGAAUGAUUGCAAGGCUCUGUCUUUUUCUUGGUAUGUUUUCUGUGAAGUGUGAUGUGGUGGUUGUAUAUGAAGAGCUGGUGGUGUAGAAAUAAUACACACCGUGCUGUUUUGUUGUGUUUUGCCUCUUCGUUAACGACUGAAGUAUUUGCAAAAUGCUCGAACACCAAAUCAUUUGUUUGAGCUUGAAAAAAUAUAUAUUGUGUUUGCCAUUAACUUGUGUGCCGCUUAUAUUUGACACGUGAAGGUCAAUAACUCAGGGAAACAACCCUAUCCAUUUUCAAGUAACAAGCUGACUUGAUAUUUUCCAAGAACAAAAUGACCUCGGUUGGUUGUAGCUUUGAUAACCGUCGUUCACUGAAUCCGUCCUGAAAGGUGCCGAACCCUCCAAAUGUGUUGAACACCAACUAAGUUGGUCUAAUUUCUGUCUUGGGCAUUUUUAAUUAUUAUUUAACUGUUCUGAUGUUUGAGCCACAAUGAAUGCAGCUCUUAAUUUUUUUUUUUGUUUAAUGUGCAACAGUUGCAAAUGUGAAGCAUCAUUCAUUUAUCUGAAGUAGAUGUGUCUUUAUAAAAGCACUCACAUGUGAUAUGGCCUCAUGUUGGAAAAAACAAAUGUUUUUUUCCCCAGCAUUUCAAGAACAACGACUUGCGGCACUGUUGAAAUGCUGAUUCAUUAAAAUGUGACUUGGUUUUUAUGUGACAUAUUUUGGCAUUUGAUUAUUAUUGGCAAAAGAUUAUAUUUAUGUUUUCUUAUAUCUGAUUGAUGUUAUGCCUUACAUAUAACUCUGAACAGCUUUUUGGCACAUGGUUGAAAUUAGCUUGUUUGCUUGUGUGAGAAUGUGCUUGUUUUUGCUAAUUAAAGAUUUUACUUUUUA